UUUUGGCCUCAUAGACGUUCCGUAGUGUCCCAGUUUUCAGCCUUAUUUAAAGGCUGCUGAAGUUUGUUUGUUCUUGGACUGGUGUCCUCCUUCACCACGACGACGAAAGUCCUCUAAGUGACGAGAUGGAGUGAAACCCUACUGCUGGAAGGUGUGCAGCUAAAGAGGGCGCCAUGCUCCGCUGCAGGAAAUGUCGAAAAGGGGUCAUAGAUGCAGCAUGUUUGUCAACGCAGGUUCAGGAGUCGGAUGAAAGCUCAGCUGCUGUUUGCAGUAUUUGGCAUGUGAACGUGGACACGUUGCCAGACUGGAUCCUGACCUCAGUUCACCAGGCCCAGUGGACUGUAGGAAAACUAAACUGCCAGAACUGUGGCGCUCGUCUCGGCGGCUUCAACUUCAUCCACCGCAGCGAGUGUCCGUGUGGCCGCGACGCCGCCGUCCACCUCAGCAAGAGCCGAGUGGAUCACGACCACAAGCACUACGUCCUCAUCGUGCAGCCGAGGAGGACGAGGCCCGAGAGGCUUCAGGCCGGCGGUCUGUUAACGGAAACCUCUCUGGACCGAGAGGAGAGGCCUGAAUUCAGCAGAACUGCUCUGGACGGUCUGCAGCUGAACUGUGCUGCCGUCAUGUCUCACAUCGGCCCUGCAGAGGCUUCAGAUCCACUUCCUGAUGCUGCUGAAAACACGCCGUCGUUCUCCUUCAGCCCUCUGUACUGCAUCUCCCACAGGAGGAGGUACAGCGUGGAGGACGACGGCGGCGUUGGCUUCAGGUCGUCGUGUUUCUGCCCCGCAGGUCGUCCAGAUGUGUCCGCCGCUGAUCUGAUGAGGUCGAGGACAGACGAGUCGACUCGGUCUUUUCUAGCACAUCCCACCAGUCAGCAGUUCGACUCGGACGGCGAAGCUUCAUUGAACGUCGUCCCCCGUCGUUCUCCUGCUUCUGGAGCUCCUCGGUCACCUCUGCAUCAGCAAACUGAGGAGGAGGCAGCAACAUUUGUCCAGGAGGAGAUUCCAGAUUCAGCUUUGUUCCUCAGAGGGCGAUCCAUUUCUGACAGCGUAGCCGAGCAGGAAGAGGAAGAAGAAGAAGAAGUGCCUCCAACAUCUGCAGGUUCUCCAGCCUCCAACCGACGGAGCAAAAGAGAGAAGAACCGACUGAAGAGUCUGAGGAGGAAACAGAGGAGGAGAGAGAGAUGGCUGCACAGUCAGCUGGAGCAGGCUGAGAUGGUGAGCGGUUCUGUGCUGGACAGCGAGGAGGAGGACCGGGAAGGCCUCACCUGCGCCGUUUGUCUGGACGUCUACUUCAGUCCGUACAGCUGUCAGCCCUGCAGCCACGUUUUCUGCGAGCCGUGUCUCCGGACGCUCGCCAAGAACCGACCGGCCAACACGCCGUGCCCGCUGUGCCGGACCCUCAUCUCACACACCAGCUUCCACAGCGAGCUCAACCACACAGCAAAGACCUUCUUUCCCAAAGUCUACUUCGCCCGCAAGCAGAACUUCCAGAACGCCUCGUGUGCCAAAUGGCCGCUGCCCAGCUUCAAAAAGCGCUUCCAUUCCUUCUGGGGAUACGAGCGUCAGGCGCCGCUGAUGGUAGGCCGACGUUUUCACAUGGUUCACGGAGGUUUCGCUCUGGAGGGUCUGGGCUUCACCGACAUGCGAGGUUGGCUCUUCGACAUCGGCCUGGUCAUCGUCUACAUCCACUCACUCAACUGGAUCCUGGCCUCCCUCCUGUUCUGUUUCCUCAUGUACUACUUUUUCAUUUGAGACGCUGCAGGUUUGUCUGUCUGCUCUUUCUUUGAAGAGGGUAGGUAUUUUCUGGUUUUAACGUUGGAGUGACACGCCGGAUGUUUUGUGUCUCAUUUCAGAGUUGGUUAUCUCAGAAAAAGCAGCGUAGGUAGAGUCAGGAAUCAGUCUGCAGGUUUGAAAUUUGCACAAAUGAUUGUGAGCCGUUUACAAUGUGGACUUUAAAAAUACGAAUUUAAAUGGAGCUUCUUUUGUUGCUUGUGUUAGUUUCUGAUGUUUUAAGUGCAAUAAUACACUCUGAAGUGUCCGGAUGGCCACGUAAAGGCCCUAAAAUCUGAAGUAGAGCGGAAUUUCUUCUGUUAAACGUGGUGUUUAAUUCUAAUGUAUUGUGUUUUUGUCCAAUCACGUGGAUGUCUGUUCGUUCUGUGUGUGUGGUGAAAAGAAAAAUCCAGUGUUUGUGCACAGCUUUGGCUCUGUACGACAAACAACUACUAAAUACACCAACUACUAAGUGUACAGGUAAAAAAACAAUGAGCAAAGUGUUAAUUAUUGAGCCUUAAGGUGUAUUUUUUGACUUGAGACGGAGCCAGUUAGCUGUUUGGAGCUAAUAGGUUAACCAUGCUACAUCUUUUUGCUUUAGUCUUGCUCUUUUUCUAAAAGCACAUUAAGAUUAUUUCUUGAAAAUGUUCUUUUCAAAACUCUCUCAGAGCACAUCUAGUUAAUGAUGGAGCAAUUAACAUCUUUAAAAGUGUUAAAGUUUAAUGACUUCUCAAGCUCUUUUAAUGGCCUCAAGUGUCAUUUGAGAAGGUUGAUGUUGGGUUUUGUUCAGACUGCAGGCUAAAUAGAUUUGCUUCUAAUAUCAGGGUUCUUCUGUCUGAUUUGCUUGAAAUGUUUUUGUCAAAAACUCUGGAUAUUUAUAAAGGUAUCUGUGAAAUUUUAGCUUCACAUAUCAACUACUUUACAGCUGCACGUUGACCCACUUUUAGCUGUUUGAACCGCAAUAUCUCAGGAACUAUUAAAGAUAAAAGCCUGACAUCUCCACUCUUCUUUUUCAUCACCUCAUUGAUUCAGAAUCUGUAAAAUCUGACAUUAGGUUAAAUCAUCUGUGAUUAUGGGUGGGUUGAAAUACAAGAAACAUUUGAAGCUGUCAUGAAGAGCUCCAUCUUUGAACUCAAAUUAACAAAAAAACCUGUUAAUCCAGAAGUCAACUGGAGAUAUUUUCUGAACCACAUGUAGCUGCACGUCACAAUAAUACAAAACUAAACAUGUAAAAUCAUUUAAAUAUGACAACAAAAAUAUGGCUUGAUAACCUAAUUUAGGUACGACAGACUUUCCAAGUGGGUCUCCAAGUAUAAUUAAGAAAAUGUAUUUUUUAUUGUGGUUCAGAAAACAUUAGUCGUUGACGUUUGCAUUAUUAAUUAAAAAAAUAAAUAUUCCCCAAUAAUCAGAGAUAAUUUGAUCUACUUGUCUGAUAUUACAGAUUCUGAAUCAAUGACAUGAUGAGAAACAACAGUUGACAUUUCAGGUUUUUGUCUUUAAUAGUUCCUCUGAAAUUGUGCAGACUAGACGCUGAUUUAACUCGACACCAAACCCUGUCUGUCAUAAAAAACAUCCCCACAGUGAAGCACGGCGGUGGCAGUACCAUCAUAUGGGGAUCCUUUACAACUGGAAAGUAUUAGCUUCUGAAUUAAUGACAUGAUGGAGAAAUAGCAGUAAAAGUUUCAGGGUUUUAUCUUUAAUAGUUCCUCAGAUAUUGUGUAGACCGGACACCAAACACCGUAUUUCAUAAUAACCCCACAGUGAAGCACGGCGGUGGCAGUAUCAUCAUGUGGGGAUCCUUCUGGGCUUUGCAGUAUUAUAGAUUCUGAAUUAAUGACAUGAUGAGAAAUGCUAGUGAAAAUUUCAGGGUUUUCUUUUUAGUAAUUCCUCAGAUAUUGUUGUACAGACGUCCUGAAAUUGAAUUUUUGUGUGAAAAAAUGUGCUGAAAAUGGGUCAACGGGUGAGUUUUACUAUCAAGUAUUUGACAUAUGAAGCUAAAAAUCUACAAAUCUGAGAUGGUCGAGUAGAAAUUGUUCUCAAAAUGUGAUGAUUUAAGGCAGAAAGGUUUAUUUCUACUUCUCUUCUAACAGUGGUAACAUGGAUUCUCUUCAACACUUGUGCGCAAAACUCAUUGAAAUCAGAUGUGGGCAUUUGGAUGGAGAUGCAGCUGAAGAAAUCGAAUUGGAAUCUUAUUUUCAAUCCACCUCCAAAAGCAGUUUGGUUUGUUUUUACUGUCCGGACUCUGUGGAAUCAAACCAGAAUCUCUAAAAAGCUGCUGCAUCGUUCUGAAUAAGACUGUAGAGUUUGGAAAAGCAAAGUUUAAGGAGUUGUCCAAAUGAGAAGUUACUGUUUGUUUCUACUCAGAUGUGUUGUUUUAUUUACAGACAACAGCAGCAGCAGUGAUUUAUUAAUAUAAUCGACCAGCAGAGAUACUCCUUUAAACGCGGUGCCUUUGCGUAUCUCGUGCCUUGUUUACGGUAAUUUAACUGGAAUUCAUUUAGAUCUCAGGCACCGAAUCACUGACAGCCAAGAAAUUUAGCUUUUAAUCAACAAUUCUUUAAUUUUUAUGGAAGAGAAAAUGCUUUUAAAAAAUACAACUGUCUUACUAACAUUACACAAUUUGAGCUGUCUGAACAGAUUUAGCUUUUUUUUUUUAAAAAGUAAACUGGACAGCAGGAACAAAUCAUCUCUUUCUGUUUGUCUUGAACCUUUUUUUACGUUUUUUUUGGCUUCAUGUUUUUAAGUUUUGUUUUGCUUGAUGUCUCAGAGUGAAAAGUAAAAAGAGAUCAGGUCAGAAUUCAGUGUUGAAAAUGGAUUAUGAAUGAAAACAUAAAUAUAAAAGUUUAUUUUAAAAACAA
Acanthochromis polyacanthus (spiny chromis) is the source of this 4630-nucleotide messenger RNA. RefSeq names its product ring finger protein 180b (gene rnf180b). Gene Ontology annotation, molecular function: ubiquitin conjugating enzyme binding; ubiquitin protein ligase activity. The transcript has 8 exons. The record is from RefSeq and is a predicted model, not a curated record. The coding region runs from base 174 to 1754 and encodes 526 amino acids. Gene Ontology annotation, cellular component: endoplasmic reticulum membrane. Lineage: Eukaryota; Metazoa; Chordata; Actinopteri; Pomacentridae. Gene Ontology annotation, biological process: serotonin metabolic process; protein polyubiquitination; norepinephrine metabolic process.